Messenger RNA from Vidua chalybeata, 1543 nucleotides. It is a transcript of the gene COQ10A, whose product is annotated as coenzyme Q10A. The coding region runs from base 26 to 709 and encodes 227 amino acids. Gene Ontology annotation, cellular component: mitochondrion. The record is from RefSeq and is a predicted model, not a curated record. Gene Ontology annotation, molecular function: ubiquinone binding. Lineage: Eukaryota; Metazoa; Chordata; Aves; Passeriformes; Viduidae. Gene Ontology annotation, biological process: ubiquinone biosynthetic process; cellular respiration. The transcript is spliced from 5 exons.
GCCCGGCCCCGGUCCCGGCCCGGUCAUGGCGGCCCGGCGGCUCCGCGGCGCCCUCCAGCUCGGGGCGCGGCAGCGCCUGCGGGCCGCGGCGGCCCCGCCCGGCAGGCACACGGCCCCGUGCGGGCUCCGGCUCUCCCGGCCGGGCCGGCCGUGCCCCAUGGCCGGGGAGCCCCGAGCCCAGCCCAGCCGGGGCUUCCUCAACCUCACCAACAAGCGCAAGGAGUACUCGGAGCGCCGCAUCAUCGGGUACUCCAUGCAGGAGAUGUACGACGUGGUGGCCAACGUGGAGGACUACAAGAACUUCGUGCCCUGGUGCAAGAAGUCCGUGGUGGUGUCGCGGCGCUCGGGCCACGUCAAGGCGCAGCUGGAGGUGGGGUUCCCACCCGUGCUGGAGCGCUACACCUCCAUCGUCACCCUGGUGCGGCCCCACCUCGUCAAGGCCGUCUGCACCGACGGGCGCCUCUUCAACCACCUGGAGACCAACUGGCGCUUCAGCCCCGGCAUCCCCGGCUACCCCCGCACCAGCACCGUGGAUUUCUCGAUCUCCUUCGAGUUCCGCUCCCUGCUGCACUCCCAGCUGGCCACCGUGUUCUUCGAUGAGGUGGUCAAGCAGAUGGUGGCCGCCUUCGAGCGCCGCGCGGCCAAGAACUUCGGGCCCGAGACCCGCAUCCCCCGGGAGCUGAUGUUCCACGAGGUGCACCAGACGUGAGGGCGGCCGGGCCGGGCACCCCCGGACUGUGCCCACCCCCCAGAAAUAUUUAUUCGAUAAAUGCGUUUGCGCUGCUGUUGCCUCAACGCCCCCCGGGGCUGCCGUGAGCCCCGGUCCCAGGAGCUGCGUCCCGGCGCUGGACUCCCUGGUUUUGCAGCUGAUUUGGGGUUUUAAUAUUUUAGUUCUUGUUUGUUUGGUUUUUUUUUUUUUUUUGGUUGCGUUUUUUUUUUCUUUUUCUUCUUCUUUUUUUUUUUUUUUUUUUUAACCCUUUUAUUUUUGGUUGCUUUGGUUGUUUUUAAACUCCUCGGCCAGGCCGGAGGGCCCCGGCGGGGGCAGCUCCGGUGCCUGGGCCCCGCCGUGCUCCGGGAGAGCCGGAGGAACGGGGUGGGGGGGUUUGGUGAGGGGGGGGGGGAAGCUGCUGGGACCCCCCCCCUCCGCUUCCUCCCCAGCUCUUCCAGGAAUAAAAGGGAAGGAGCCGGCGCAGGGAGGAGCCCCCCGAGCCGUCGCACACUUUGCACAAGCCACACGCACAGGGUGGGGAGGGGGCGGCUCCCGCUGCCCCCCCCCCGCUGCCCCCCACCCCAGCACCCUCCGCAGGGACCCACACGGUCCCGACCCCACCCCCAGCGCCCCCCCGGCCCCACUCGCGGUUCCUCACCUGUGGGGGGGGGGGGGGGGAUGGGAAGGCCUCAGUUUCCCCCCCACCCCCGCCGCCACCACGAAGCCCCCCCGGGGGGGUGAGGGGCUCCCCGAGCCCCCCGAGCCUGUCCUGGCCGUGCUGCCCGAGGAAGGGCGGGCUUUGCCAGGCCAAUAAAGAGAAUUUUCCAAGGGUCA